Messenger RNA from Penaeus chinensis, 702 nucleotides. RefSeq names its product 60S ribosomal protein L32-like (gene RpL32). Gene Ontology annotation, cellular component: ribosome; cytosolic large ribosomal subunit. The transcript is spliced from 4 exons. Gene Ontology annotation, biological process: translation. NCBI's taxonomy places the organism in Eukaryota, Metazoa, Arthropoda, Malacostraca, Decapoda, Penaeidae. Bases 16 to 681 code for a protein of 221 amino acids. The record is from RefSeq and is a predicted model, not a curated record. Gene Ontology annotation, molecular function: structural constituent of ribosome.
CUAUAUAUCAGCCUCAUGACAUGUAAGUUCGCAGAUAAACCCAUUAAUAGUUCUAUACCCCAUUUUCAUCCCGGCCCCUGUGAGUGUAGCGCUCUCGUCCCGCUGGCGUUGGCGGCGCUGGGCGCGGGUUGCAGCGGGCGUCGUGUGGCGGCGCAGCGAUCGUCCUCCCUCUUCUCCCCGCGUGUCGGGAAGCACACGGUGAGCCCCUCUCUCCCUGGUUUCUUGCGCUUGGCGGGCCUUAAGUCCUUGCUGGUGGUUGCUGAAGAUCGUGGCAAAAUGGCGAUCCAACCACUUAAAAAGCCGAGGAUUAUCAAAAAGCGGACAAAGCGGUUCAUCCGCCACCAGAGCGACCGCUUCGUCAAAGUAAAGGCCAACUGGAGGAAGCCCAAGGGUAUUGAUAACCGUGUGAGGCGUCGCUUCAAGGGCCAGUAUCUUAUGCCCAACAUUGGUUAUGGUUCAGCCAAAAGGACCAAGCACAUGCUUCCCAAUGGUUUCAAGAAGGUUCUGAUCCACAAUGUCCGAGAGUUGGAAGUUUUAAUGAUGCAGCACCGCACCUUCUGCGGCGAAAUUGCCCAUGGUGUUUCCUCCAGGAAGCGCAAGGAUAUUGUUGAAAGGGCCAACCAGCUCUCAAUCCGCCUCACCAAUGGUUCCGCAAGACUGCGCACGGAAGAAUCCACGUAGAUCAAUAAAUUGUGGUUGUAA